CUACAUUUUGGUUUAAUGGAAAGGGAAGAGAAUGGGGAGGAAAACAUAUAAAUCUAUUUCCAUAUAUAAAUUAUCUGAUCUACCUACGCUGAUUUGGUACAGACGGAAGAGGAGUAAAAGAAUGCUCCUUUUUGUCCAUUUCUUGAGAGACUGGAAACAGUUGACGUGGAUGGGUAGCAUACUCUAUUAUUAGUCUCUCUACCCUUUUGCUUCCUAACUAAAAGAAGGAACUAGCCCUUCUCUUUUCUUCUAUUCUUCUCCUAUAGCUGAUCCUUUCUGAACUCCGACAAAACAUGUAACAUGCUUUCAAGGGAGAGUUUCCAAUGUAAUUCUCCUUUCUUUCAUGGUCUUUGUUGUCAUAUCAUAUGGCUUCCUCUCUCUUUUUGGGUAGGCUGAUGGGGAAUGGUUGCAGAAAUAUAUGGCCUGCAUCUUUUGAAUAAAUGCCGAACAGUGGGCAAGAAGGUGGCUAAAGGGUAGAGUGAAGUUAUAAGAAGACCUAAGUGUAGAAAAACUUACUUUUAAGUAUAUGCAUUGUAUGUUAACAUAUUGCUGAUUAAUUAUUAGUGACAAAUCAUCAUUGUAUGCUCAAGCUCACUUUGAAGUUUAAACUAAUUGUCACCAUCUUACACCAUUCCAAAUUGUCAAUACCUUUUUGUUAAGGUUCCUAUUUCUCAACAAUUUGUUAUAAAUACUAGGUAAUUAACUUUGAAGGCUGUAUCUCGUGCUAGCGAUUUAGAGGAGGCUGCUGGACCACCAUUUUCCCUCUCUUGCUCUUCUUUGCAAGAGUGAAUGGAAGAAAAAGUUGAUCAUGGAACUUGUUGCCAUAUUCAUCCUAUUGCUGUCAAGUCUGGGACAUUGAUGGGUGUCUUCGUGCCAUGCUUGCAAAAUAUUAUGGGGAUCAUCUACUAUAUCAGAUUUUCUUGGAUUGUUGGUAUGGCUGGGAUUGGUGAGUCAUUGUUACUCGUUGCUUUCUGUGGAUCUUGUACUUUCCUGACCACAAUAUCAUUAAGUGCUAUUGCCACCAAUGGUGCCAUGAAGGGCGGAGGGCCUUACUAUCUCAUUGGUCGUGCUUUGGGUCCAGAAGUUGGUGUCAGCAUUGGACUGUGUUUUUUCCUUGGAAAUGCAGUUGCUGGAGCAAUGUAUGUAUUGGGAGCUGUGGAAACCUUCCUAGAUGCUGUACCAGCUGCUGGAAUUCUUAGAGAAACUGUCACAAGAGUUAAUGGUACAGAUAUUGCGCCCAUUACAAGGCCAAGUUUGCACGACCUGCAAAUUUAUGGGAUUGUCGUGACUAUUCUUCUCUGCUUCAUAGUUUUUGGUGGUGUAAAAAUUAUUAAUCGUGUCGCACCGGCAUUCCUUGUACCUGUUGUAUUCUCAUUGGUGUGCAUAUUCUCUGGCAUUCUUUUGGCAAGGAAUGGUCGUCCAGCAGCUGGAAUCACGGGGUUGAGUUCGGAAUCUUUUAAGGACAAUUGGGGUCCUGCAUAUCAGAGGACUAGUAAUGCUGGGAUUCCAGAUCCUAAUGGAAAGAUAUACUGGAGUUUCAAUGCGUUGGUAGGUCUCUUUUUCCCUGCGGUGACUGGGAUCAUGGCAGGUUCGAACCGUUCAGCCUCGCUAAAGGAUACACAGCGUUCAAUUCCUAUUGGGACAUUAGCAGCAACUUUGACGACUAGUGCCUUAUAUCUAGUUUCAGUGCUGUUCUUUGGAUCUGUUGCAACUCGAGAUAAGCUUUUGACUGACAGGUUGUUGACCGCUUCAAUUGCUUGGCCAUUUCCAGCAAUUGUUUAUGUCGGUAUCAUCCUUUCAACCUUAGGGGCAGCCCUUCAAAGCUUGACUGGUGCACCACGUCUCCUUGCUGCGAUUGCAAACGAUGAUAUUUUACCUGUUCUGAACUAUUUUAAAGUGGUAGACGGAGGUGAGCCCCAUGUGGCCACUUUCUUCACUGCCUUCAUCUGUAUUGGAUGUGUUGUUAUUGGAAAUUUGGAUCUUAUUUCACCAACCAUAACAAUGUUUUACCUCCUAUGCUAUGCUGGUGUGAACUUAUCCUGCUUCCUUCUGGAUCUGUUGGAUGCUCCCAGCUGGCGACCUCGCUGGAAAUUCCACCACUGGAGUCUCUCUCUUGUUGGAGCAUUACUUUGUAUAGUGAUCAUGUUUUUGAUUUCAUGGACAUUCACUGUGGUAUCACUAGCCCUAGCAAGUCUAAUCUAUUAUUAUGUGAGUAUCAAGGGGAAAGCAGGAGACUGGGGUGAUGGUUUCAAGAGUGCAUAUUUUCAGCUUGCUCUUCGUAGUUUACGAUCUUUGGGAGCUAGUCAGGUACAUCCCAAAAAUUGGUACCCUAUCCCCCUCAUAUUUUGUCGUCCAUGGGGCAAGCUGCCAGAAAAUGUACCUUGUCAUCCUAAGCUAGCAGACUUUGCCAACUGUAUGAAGAAAAAGGGCAGGGGAAUGUCCAUCUUUAUUUCUAUUAUAGAUGGGGACUACCAUGAACGUGUUGAGGACGCCAAGGCAGCUUGUAAGCAGCUAAGUACAUAUAUCGACUACAAGCAAUGUGAAGGUGUAGCAGAAAUAGUUGUUGCUCCCAACAUGUCAGAAGGCUUUAGAGGCAUUGUUCAGACUAUGGGUCUUGGGAAUCUCAAGCCAAACAUUAUUGUUAUGCGGUACCCUGAGAUAUGGCGGCGUGAAAAUUUGAUUGAAAUUCCUGCUACCUUUGUUGGAAUAAUAAAUGACUGCAUUGUUGCAAACAAGGCUGUAGUUAUUGUGAAGGGUCUAGAUGAAUGGCCUAAUGAGUAUCAAAGACAGUAUGGAACCAUUGAUUUGUACUGGAUAGUCAGAGAUGGUGGUCUUAUGCUGUUGCUAUCUCAACUGCUUCUCACAAAAGAUAGCUUUGAGGGCUGUAAGAUCCAGGUUUUCUGCAUUGCUGAGGAAGAUUCUGAUGCAGAGGGACUCAAGGCCGACGUAAAGAAAUUUCUUUAUGACCUUCGGAUGCAAGCUGAGGUAAUUGUCAUUUCCAUGAAGUCAUGGGAAGGCCAAGGGGAGCAGCAAGAAUCUAUUGAAGCAUUCAGUGCUGCUCAGGGAAGAAUAGCUAGUUAUCUGGGAGAGAUGAAAGAGAGAGCGGAGAGGGAUAAGACUCCUUUGAUGGCUGAUGGAAAACCAGUGGUUGUCAAUGAGCAGCAAGUUGAGAAAUUCCUGUAUACCACUUUGAAGCUGAAUUCAACGAUUCUAAAAUACUCGAGGAUGGCUGCAGUUGUGUUUGUAAGUCUUCCUCCUCCUCCUGCCAAUCAUCCAGCAUUUUUCUACAUGGAAUACAUGGACCUAUUGGUUGAAAAUGUACCCAGGCUUUUGAUAGUUCGUGGAUAUCGUCGAGAUGUUGUCACUUUGUUUACGUAGGUAGUUCUGUUCAUACGCUUCCUUUUUCUCUUUUUUUUUUUUACCUCCUUUGCUUUAUCUUAAUAGAGUUCCAAUUCAAUUCAAUUUGUUACUUUUGUUGUUUCUCUUUUCUCCUGGAGGUGGGUGUACAAUAUACUAGUUUUUGUAUCAUUAAUUCUUUUGAACUGAAUAUUUGGGGUAAGAAAAUUUUGUUAUUGAUGAAUCUCUAGGUGACUAUUUAUUAGUCUUUUAAGAAAACGAUGAAAUAAAAAAAAAUCGUUAUUGAUGAA
Molecule: messenger RNA, 3647 nt
Organism: Solanum pennellii
Lineage: Eukaryota; Viridiplantae; Streptophyta; Magnoliopsida; Solanales; Solanaceae
Product: cation-chloride cotransporter 1
Exons: 11
Coding region: 790-3378 (862 amino acids)
Biological process (GO): monoatomic ion transport; transmembrane transport
Cellular component (GO): membrane
Molecular function (GO): chloride:monoatomic cation symporter activity
Source: RefSeq, a predicted model, not a curated record